AUGUCUCCCGCGACGAGUCCCACGUCGACGUCGACGUCGCGACGCCUCGUGCGCGGUGUCGUGUUCGACAUGGAUGGAACGCUGUGCGUCAGCGCGGCGCUGGACUUCACGGAGAUGCGACGCAGAGUCGGGUGCGAAACGAGUGAUAUUUUAGGUGAAGUCGACUCGUGGAACGAGGCGCGACGGACGAAGGCGUACGAGAUCAUCGGAGAGAUGGAGAGAGAGGCGCUGAAGACGACGGUCAUCGCGCCGGGAGCGAUGGAGGUGGCGGCGACGCUGGACGGGAUGGGAAUCCCGCGAGCGUUGGUGACGCGGAACGCGGCGAGCUCGGUGGAGUUUUUUCACGACACCGUGUGGACGAUGGCGCCGUUUUCACCGUGGUUGAGUCGGGAGUUCAAGCCGUACAAACCGGCGCCGGAUUCGUUGCUGCACAUUUGCGAGUUAUGGGGGUGCUCGCCGAGCGAGAUUAUCAUGGUGGGUGACAGCGCAAAAGACGACGUAGUGAGUGGGAACGCCGCGGGAGCGCUGACUGUGCUCUUGGAUAGCGGACGUACGGGGAAAUGGGCGGAGGAAUUCGGUGUGGAUAAAGUUCCCGAGCAGAUGGUGCCACAUUUCGUGUGCGCGGACAUGAAUGAAUUGCACGUCUUGUUAACGCAAAGCGGACACUUCGAAUUUAAAAAAUAG
Molecule: messenger RNA, 684 nt
Organism: Ostreococcus lucimarinus CCE9901
Lineage: Eukaryota; Viridiplantae; Chlorophyta; Mamiellophyceae; Mamiellales; Bathycoccaceae
Exons: 1
Coding region: 1-684 (227 amino acids)
Source: RefSeq, a predicted model, not a curated record